CGCAGCCUCGCUUGUCUGGAACUUCGAACCAUAUAGAAAACGCCAUGGGAACUCUAAGAUUUCCACAGACGGCCGUGCGAACUCAAACUCGCGAGACUACCGCCAACAGCUAUCACGCCCGUGUUAGGGUCGGCCGAUUUGGCACACUUGAUGGCUGGAGCAUCGAGAAAAGAUAUCCUGAGCCUUAUCAUCGGCUUUCUUGUGUUCGCAUUCGGAUAUAGUGAUGUUGCAGCUUCAUAUUUGGCUGAGUUCACCCAGCCUUUUUGUCCGCCUUACCUCGAUUGGGGACAGAUCUCGAGAGCAGCAGCUGUUAUAAGUGAACAAGCUACACAGCUCAAGUUUUUGAAAGGUGCCGAUAAAAGCAUGCGCAUGACUGUCGCAGUGGACAAGCUCUACGAUAUGUGUCUUUGCAAGGACACAACUGCAGUGAAAUCUGUUCUCGCUAUCCCCCAAUUACAGGGGUGUUAG
Aspergillus ruber CBS 135680 is the source of this 468-nucleotide messenger RNA. RefSeq lists its product as uncharacterized. Bases 151 to 468 code for a protein of 105 amino acids. The record is from RefSeq and is a predicted model, not a curated record. The transcript has 4 exons. NCBI's taxonomy places the organism in Eukaryota, Fungi, Ascomycota, Eurotiomycetes, Eurotiales, Aspergillaceae.